CCGCCUUCGUAGCUUUAAACACUGUUAAGUACGUGACGCAUUAUGACGCAGCCUAUAAAUAGAGGCCGUUAGGUAGGAGUGUGGCCUAUUACAUAUCUUGGUCAGAGACGGUAGUGACAGUGGAGUAAAAAUGGCAACACUCAAGGAGAAGCUGAUCGCGCAGUUGGCGACAUCACAACCCAGUCAUUCAAAUAACAAAAUAACAAUAGUUGGCGUGGGUGCAGUUGGAAUGGCAUGUGCUAUAAGCAUCUUAUUAAAGGACCUAGCAGAUGAGGUGGCUCUAGUGGAUGUAAUGGAGGACAAAUUGAAGGGUGAAAUGAUGGAUUUACAGCAUGGUAGCCUUUUCCUUCACACUCACAAGAUUGUGUCUGGCAAGGAUUACAGUGUGUCUGCUGGAUCCAAGCUGGUUGUGGUCACAGCUGGUGCCCGGCAGCAGGAGGGGGAGAGCCGCUUGAAUCUUGUUCAGCGUAAUGUGAAUAUUUUCAAACACAUAAUUCCUGACAUCGUCAAGAACAGCCCUGAUUGUAUCAUACUGGUUGUAUCCAAUCCAGUGGACAUUCUGACCUAUGUGGCAUGGAAACUGAGUGGCCUUCCUAUGCACCGUGUUAUUGGCAGUGGCUGUAAUCUUGACUCAGCUCGGUUUCGAUACCUCAUGGGAGAGAGAUUGGGAAUCCACAGCUCCAGCUGUCAUGCCUGGGUCAUUGGUGAACAUGGAGACUCGAGUGUACCUGUGUGGAGUGGUAUGAAUGUUGCAGGUGUGAACUUGAAGGAACUCCAUCCUCAGAUAGGAACUGACUGUGACACAGAGAACUGGAAGAAGGUGCACAAGGAUGUAGUGGACAGUGCUUAUGAAGUGAUAAAAUUGAAAGGAUACACUUCCUGGGCUAUUGGGAUGUCUGUGGCAGACAUGGCAGAGACUAUUAUGAAAAACCUGAAUAAGGUGCACCCUGUAUCCACAAUGGUUAAGGAUUUACAUGGUAUUAAAAAUGAAGUUUUCCUGAGCCUUCCUUGUGUUCUGAAUAACCGUGGAAUUUCAAAUAGUGUGAAGAUGUUGCUGAAACCUGAUGAAGAAGCACAGCUGCAAAAGAGUGCUGCAACCCUGUGGGACAUUCAGAAAGACCUGAAGUUCUGAACUUCUUUCUAACCUUCCUCUGCAGCAGUAACUACAGCAAUGUUGCAGCAUGAAGCCCCUUACCUGCUGUCUUCUGUGAUCACUGCUUUCUGACCAUGAAUUGCCAGACUUGCAGAGAACCCCCUUUGUGUAGUGACUGUUUGCUAGUCAGACCACUGUCUUCCUCAUGUGUAGAAGAGGCAGCUAUGUAUUGAGUAAAAUCAUGUGAUUUUUAAAAGAAAAUAAAGUUUGAUCAACUCUU
Stegostoma tigrinum is the source of this 1373-nucleotide messenger RNA. RefSeq names its product L-lactate dehydrogenase A chain. The transcript has 8 exons. Gene Ontology annotation, molecular function: L-lactate dehydrogenase (NAD+) activity. Gene Ontology annotation, biological process: carboxylic acid metabolic process. Gene Ontology annotation, cellular component: cytoplasm. The record is from RefSeq and is a predicted model, not a curated record. The coding region runs from base 131 to 1132 and encodes 333 amino acids. Lineage: Eukaryota; Metazoa; Chordata; Chondrichthyes; Orectolobiformes; Stegostomatidae.